Messenger RNA from Vespa mandarinia (Asian giant hornet), 2315 nucleotides. RefSeq names its product G protein-coupled receptor Mth2. The record is from RefSeq and is a predicted model, not a curated record. Gene Ontology annotation, biological process: cell surface receptor signaling pathway; G protein-coupled receptor signaling pathway. NCBI's taxonomy places the organism in Eukaryota, Metazoa, Arthropoda, Insecta, Hymenoptera, Vespidae. Gene Ontology annotation, cellular component: membrane. Gene Ontology annotation, molecular function: G protein-coupled receptor activity.
GUCGUCGAAAGGCAGAUAUUUUCUAUCUAUGGGCGUUCGCGAGGAACGGUUGAUGGCUCAGACAAGUAGUAUCGUGCGUAUCGUGUGUGCGUUAACAUUCCUCCGAGAGCGAGUCUCCUCUUCUUGAUUUUUAUAACACUCCCAGUGUUAUAGUCGUCGAGACAGAAGUGCAAGAAUAGCCCAGGGUAGCUUUGUCAUUCUCUUUUUUCUUUCUCUUUCUCUCUUUCUCUCUUUCUCUCUUUGUCCAAGUUCGAUAUUUUCGAGAGUGAAAACUUCUUCCAGCAGCCCGAGAUACUCCAAAAGUCUUAUAAUAUUUUAUUUGAUAAUAUUUAAUCAGAAUAGGAAUGUUAAUGUUGACGAAUUACUCUUUUGCACUCCUUUUAUAAUUGACUUUAUCACGUAUAAAUCUAUUUAUGGUGCCCUUUGAUAACAGUGUGCCACAUAACAGAUAAAACGUACGAUUGAAUGAUCAAAAGUUCAUCAUGCUUAGAUUUUUUCUAUUUUUUUGAUUUUUUAUAUUUUUUUUUGUUCUUUAUUUUGUUCUGUUUUUUUCUUUUAUGAAAUAUUUUCGAUUAUCUGAUGAGAAAGAGAGGGAGAGAGAGGGAGAAAAAGAGAGAGAAACGACAUGUGGUAAUGAAAAGUGAAAAAUAAAUGCCGUCAAAUAUGAAUUAUAAACGAAAACCUUGUUUAUUGUCGAUGAAAGUACCUGUUUGGAUAUUAUGCCUUCAUUGGCUGAUAUGGACCAGCUUAUUAAGCGAAGCCAUCGACAUAAAUUGCUGUCAAAAUGAUACGACGUGGGUAGCCGGAAGGAAUUGCAGUGACGGCAGUAACAUUCGUAUCAAAUGUACACUAGGCUUUUAUAAAAUAAAUGGCGAACUGGAAGAAUUUAAUAUUAUUGAAACGAAGAAAGGAGCUAUGCUGACAGAAACCGAAAGUCUCAUUCCAAUAUCACAGGAUCACUUUUGUGUGAUAAAUACGAAAAAUAUCAAACCUUCUGUAUUCGUAUGCUUCGAUGAAACGUAUAUGGACGAGCCACCACUAUGGAAAAGCAUACUUUUCUUUAUUCUCAGCAUGAUAUCGGCGAUAUUUUUGAUUGCCACUUUGAUGAUUUAUUUGAUCCUUCCCGAACUUCGGGAAAUACAAGACAAAGCAAUGAUGGGUGCUGUAUUUUCUUUGGCAGUCAGUUAUAUUAUUCUUUGCGUACAACAUAUUAAGGAAUAUGAAAGUGAAGAAAUAACGAUGUGUGUUACAUUAGCAUUCUUUCUCUACUAUGCCUUCAUGGCCACCUUCUUUUGGUUGAACAUCGUGGCUUUUAAUAUUUGGCGAACUGUUUGGUUUAAAAAUUUCCUAAUCAAAGAUAGAGUACUUUUUUUGAUAUAUUGUGUUUAUGGAUGGUUCGUACCGAUCUGUUUUCUAAUAUCAGCAUUGAUCGCUCAUCAUAUUCAAGGGUCUCAUUUGAAACCUCAUUUUGGCGAAUACAGAUGUUGGUUUAAUGGUACAUCCGAAGUAUGGGUGUUUUUUUAUGGUCCAAUAGCCGUUUUAUUGACACUAAAUGUUAUCUAUUUGGGUCUAACAAGUUGGAGAUUAUGGCAUGAAUACCGGGAGUAUAUUGGAAACAACCUACGAGCAUUACGAUUUAAAUGUUUGCUUUAUAUAAAGCUUAUGCUUGUUAUGGGUAUAACAUGGAUCUUUGAAAUAUUAUCAUUCGCUGCUGGGACAACUCAGUGGUAUUGGAUACCAACGGACAUCCUCAAUACGUUGCAAGGUUUUAUAAUAUUUCUUCUUUUGGUUGUAACACGAAAAAGGGUGAGAAAGCUUUUAGCGAAAAAGAAACCUUGCGGUAUAAUCUUCCCUAAAUCAUGGACAGCUUACGAAGACGAGGAAUGUGAGAUAGUAUUACCAGAAGAAUUGGAAUUGUCUCAACAAGAUUAAGAAUAUUUAAUUUAUCUAUGAUAUUAUUAGAAUUUAGUCGUUCAAAAGACAAAGAAGAAGAUAAUAUAUCGAUUUACGAUCUCAUUCUAUUUUAACUAUAAACAAAGUUUACAAUCGCAUUAAUUGGAAAUAAUUAUCUCAAUAUCGUAAGUACAUAAAGAAGAAAUAAUAUCUAAAUUUUCAUAACACAAAUAAAACUAAUCCAUAUAUAUCUCCUUAGAAUGUAUUCAUGCAUAUAUUUCAUAUAGUUUAAUAUAAUUUUCUUUGCUUUUGUGAGCGAAGAGAUUAUUAUUGUACAAGAAUCUGUAAAUAUUAAGAAAUUGUGGAAAGUCGAAAAAAAAGGAAAAAGAAAAGAAUAAUAAAAUAUAAAUACACAUACUAUU